Messenger RNA from Thermothelomyces thermophilus ATCC 42464, 1643 nucleotides. RefSeq lists its product as uncharacterized. The record is from RefSeq and is a predicted model, not a curated record. The transcript has a single exon. NCBI's taxonomy places the organism in Eukaryota, Fungi, Ascomycota, Sordariomycetes, Sordariales, Chaetomiaceae. Bases 122 to 1486 code for a protein of 454 amino acids.
CGCCACGCUCCUUCCGGUUCUCAGUUGGCGUUGGCAUCAGAGGCUCUUUCUGCGGCGCACACCAUCACAGCCCUCGCGCCUUCAUGGGAUUGCAUGCAGCAACUCAACAAAUGAAUGGACCAUGGGUGGCCGUUAUGUCAGCACCUCGAGCGCCGUCAACGCGCGGCCGCGCGGUGUCCUGCUCACCGUCUGUGUGAUCAGUCUGGUAACCAUCUGGCUAUGUCGGCUCCCAAAGAUGUGUCUUUACGGUGAAGGAGCCGUGGUGGACGUCAGCACUGGCCCAACUGCGCGACAGUCUAUCGACCUGUCUAAGGCGGACGCGCCUUUCAUCAGCUGGCCGCUGGAGAGGGUGUGCAAUGAGAGCACCAUGUGGACCCCGGGGAUCGUGUUUGUCUGCGACAACAACUCGGGCGGGAUCGGAAACAUCCGCAACUACAUCCUUACCUGCUUCCGCUACGCCAUUGAAGCAGGGGCGACAGGCGUUGUGCUGCCGCAGAUCCGAACUCGCUCAGAAAAGGACCUCUCCGACAUCAUGCUGCCGCAUCGGGGGUUCGACUAUUUCUUCGACGAGGACCACUUUCGUCGGAGCUUGAGCGCCGCUUGCCCCCAGUUUACGCUCUACAACUCGACCGAUGACAUUCCCAACGCCCCCGUGCCUUUCAAGGCCGAAAAGAUCACUCCUCGCAACUUCGGUAAACGAGGGGGUUGCGACAAGCGGGAGCUAAACAAGCACACUGGUCGUUUCGACAAGCAGUUCUGGGAGUUCAUCAAGAACACAACCGAGGAGUUUCAUCUGCCAAUUCCCAGCAUCGAGACUCCCCGCAUAUUCCGCUUCAACUGGGGCGUGCAGUGGGACUGGCCCGUCUUCCGAGAUGGGCCCGAGUUCGUUGCUACUUACGGGGGGCUGCUCCGUUUCCGGCAGGAUAUCCUCGAUCUCGGUUUCAAGACAGCUCAGUACAUGCGGGAGUUCUCUCACCAGCACGGCGGGUCGGGCGCUUUUGCCGGCAUGCACCUGCGGACCGAGAGCGACGCCCUCAGCAGGUGGCCCAAGUUCGAUGAGCAGAGCGGUGCAUAUCUGGAGCGGGCUACCGCGCUGAACUUCAAGGUCGCAUACCUUGCCACGGGGAACCAGACCGAGGCUCGGAAGCUGACCACGGCAGCCGCGGAAUGGCAUAACAUGGCCGUGGUCACCAAGCACGAGCUCUUGCGGGAUCAUCCGGACGACUUGGAGGCGCUCGCGGCGCUCACAUGGGACCAGCAGGCGCUCAUCGACUACAUCGUGCUGCUCGAGUGCGACUACUUCCUUGGCGUCAGCCCCAGCUCCUUCAGCAUGACGGUGGCUGGAAAACGGCACCUCAAAGCAGAAGGCCUGUACACGAGACCGUGGAGAAUCGGCGGGGAUGGUGACGGCCGCAGCUGGCUUGUUGGGAGGUAUGAGAACUACUGGGAAGACUGGCUGUUUAUGUAUGAGUCUCUCUGGCCAUAAAUCGAUUUAGGUUUCAUUUUUCUCCUCCUUGCCUCAGCUAGUGUUUCGCAUUCUCAUCUUGUAGUCGAUAUUUGAGUUUCUCUGCGUGUACGGAAUCGCACAACGAAAGGACCCCGAUUGUGAUGAUACUUUCGUGUGUGAGGCACUGGUUCUAAGG